AUCUAUUACUGGGAUAUUUUAACAACCUUUUUUCCGUGUUUAAUGUUUGGAAUCAAGAAUGUACUUUUCACUUAUUACAUCUCAAUUCACACUAAUCACAUUUCAGGUGCUCUGUAGCCGUGUGUUGUUAGUGGAUGCCUUACUGGACAGAAUAGAUCUAAACUGUGUCUUCAGCAUAGUAGAAGAACCAGACCUAGGUAAUUCCAGCCACUGUCCUUUGCAUAACUCAGUUCCCUUCACCUAGAAACAGCUUCAUUAUCCAAACAUGCUAAAUUUCCUUGCUGAGAAACACAGGGGAACCUGAGAGCUCUAAUCUUUAAUUCUUAUCAACUCUGGACCUAUGUGUAUGUGUAUGUAUGUAGUAUGUGCCCACAGAGGCCAAAGGAGAGCAUUGAAGCCCUGGGGAGCUAGACAUAAGUGGUUGUGAACCAUCCACAUGGAGUGCUGGGAUCUGAACUCUGAGAAGACUGGAAGUGUUCUUAAUCUCUCUUGCCCUUUCUGUGAAAAAUUUUAACAUUAUUGUUUUUCUUUUUUGAGAUGAGGUCUCCUUUGUUGUCCAGGCUGCCCUGGAACACCUGGGCUCAAGUGAUUCUCCUCUCUCAGCCUGCUGAAUAGCUAGGACUACAGGGUUUUGGCUUUUUGCACUGAAUGUAACCUAGACUGAUCGUCUCAGGCUUGUGUUGCCCCAGGAUACUGUCAAAGGCAGUGUCUGUUUCUGCAGAGUUUUGCACAGAGUCUGUUCCCAUGCAAACCAAUGAGGGAGAAGUAGAGGAAGAAAGCUGUUCCAAGGUGGAACAGGAGGAUUUUGUAAUGGAAGGGCAUGGCAAGACUCCACCUCCUGGAGAAGAAAGCAAACAAGAGAAGGAGCAAGAAAGGGAAGAACAGUUAAUGGAAGACAAGAAAAGGAAGAAAGAGGAUAAAAAGAAAAAAGAAGCCACCCAGAAGGUCACGGAACAAAAAACCAAAGUGCCCGAAGUGACGAAACCAAGUUUAAGCCAACCAACGGCCGCCAGCCCAAUUGGCAGCUCUCCAUCGCCACCAGUCAAUGGUGGCAACAAUGCCAAAAGGGUGGCAGUGCCGAACGGACAACCGCCAAGCGCCGCCCGCUACAUGCCUCGGGAGGUGCCGCCGCGAUUCCGUUGCCAGCAGGACCAUAAAGUGUUACUAAAGCGUGGGCAGCCCCCUCCGCCGUCCUGCAUGCUCCUCGGGGGUGGGGCAGGGCCUCCUCCCUGCACAGCACCUGGAGCAAACCCAAACAACAACGCACAAGUGACAGGAACGCUGCUGCAGAACGAGAGUGGGACUGCACCAGAGUCAACCCUUGGAGGUGCUGCUGCUUCAAAUUAUGCAAAUUCCACUUGGGGCCCGGGAGCCUCCUCCAACAACGGCACCUCCCCCAACCCAAUUCACAUCUGGGACAAGGUGAUUGUAGACGGGUCUGAUAUGGAAGAGUGGCCUUGCAUUGCCAGCAAAGACACUGAAUCUUCUUCCGAAAAUACCACCGAUAACAACAGUGCCUCGAACCCUGGCUCUGAGAAGAGCACUCUGCCAGGAAGCACCACUAGCAACAAAGGCAAAGGGAGCCAGUGCCAGUCUGCAAGUUCUGGGAACGAAUGUAAUCUUGGGGUCUGGAAGUCUGACCCUAAGGCUAAAUCUGUUCAAUCUUCCAACUCUACUUCAGACAGCAACAAUGGACUAGGAAAUUGGAGGAAUGUGAGUGGUCAAGACAGAAUUGGACCUGGCUCUAGCUUCAGCAACUUUAACCCAAAUAGCAACCCAUCUGCCUGGCCAGCAUUGGUCCAAGAAGGAACUUCUAGGAAAGGGGUGUUAGAAACAGAAAAUAGUAAUUCCGGUGCACAAGUAGGCACAGUAGGUCAGGCAUCCAGGGAACAGCAGUCAAAGAUGGAAAAUGCGGGUGUUAAUUUUGUUGUCUCUGGCAGAGAACAGGCUCAAAUUCAUAACACUGAUGGACCAAAAAAUGGAAACACUAACUCCUUGAACUUAAGUUCACCAAGCCCCAUGGAAAAUAAGGGAAUGCCCUUUGGGAUGGGCUUGGGGAACACCUCCAGGAGCACUGAUGCCCCUUCACAAAGCACUGGAGAUCGAAAGACUGGGAGUGUUGGGUCUUGGGGUGCAGCUAGGGGGCCUUCUGGAACUGACACAGUCUCUGGACAAAGCAAUUCUGGAAAUAAUGGGAACAAUGGAAAAGACAGAGAGGACUCCUGGAAAGGAGCUCCUGUUCCAAAAUCAACUGGGUCAAAAAAUGACUCUUGGGACAACAAUAACAGGUCUACGGGUGGGUCCUGGAACUUUGGCCCUCAGGACUCUAAUGACAACAAAUGGGGUGAUGGGAACAAAAUGACAUCUGGGGUCUCUCAGGGAGAAUGGAAACAGCCGACUGGGUCUGAUGAAUUGAAAAUUGGAGAAUGGAGUGGUCCAAACCAACCAAAUUCUAGCACUGGAGCAUGGGACAAUCAAAAGGGCCACCCCCUCCCUGAAAACCAAGGCAAUGCCCAGGCUCCCUGUUGGGGAAGGUCUUCCAGCUCCGCAGGAAGUGAAGUUGGAGGUCAAAGCACUGGAAGCAACCACAAAGCAGGAAGUAGCGACAGUCAUAAUUCUGGCCGUCGGUCCUACAGGCCCACACAUCCUGAUUGCCAGGCUGUCUUGCAGACUCUUUUGAGCCGAACUGAUUUGGACCCCAGGGUGCUCUCAAACACUGGCUGGGGCCAAACUCAAAUUAAGCAGGACACAGUGUGGGAUAUUGAAGAGGUGCCAAGGCCUGAAGGGAAAUCUGACAAAGGAACUGAGGGGUGGGAGAGCGCUGCCACACAGACUAAGAACUCAGGGGGCUGGGGAGAUGCACCUAGCCAAAGCAAUCAAAUGAAGUCUGGAUGGGGGGAGCUCUCAGCCUCAACCGAGUGGAAGGACCCCAAGAGCACAGGAGGCUGGAACGACUAUAAGAACAACAACUCUUCUAACUGGGGAGGACGAGCUGAUGAAAAGACACCUUCCUCUUGGAAUGAGAGUUCCUGCAAGGACCAGGGGUGGGGAGGUGGGCGCCAGCCCAGCCAAGGAUGGACUUCCGGGAAGAAUGGUUGGGGCGAGGAGGUUGAUCAAGUAAAAAGUAACAAUUGGGAAAGUUCUGCAAAUAAGCCUGUGUCUGGGUGGGGAGAAGGAGGGCAGAAUGAAAUUGGAACUUGGGGUAAUGGUGGGAAUGCAAACCUAGCUUCAAAAGGUGGGUGGGAAGAUUGCAAAAGAUCCCCUGCAUGGAAUGAGACAGGCAGACAGCCCAAUUCCUGGAAUAAACACCAACAGCAGCAGCAGCCGCCGCCACCACAGCCAGAGGCUUCUGGUUCAUGGGGAGGCCCACCCCCACCACCUCCAGGCAAUGUUCGACCUUCUAAUUCCAACUGGAGCAGUGGGCCCCAGCCUACAACCCCCAAGGAUGAUGAACCCAGUGGUUGGGAGGAGCCAUCCCCACAGUCAAUUAGUAGAAAAAUGGACAUCGAUGAUGGCACUUCUGCUUGGGGAGACCCUAACAGUUAUAACUACAAGAAUGUGAACCUAUGGGAUAAGAAUUCCCAAGGGGGCCCACCGCCUCGAGAACCAAACUUGCCUACCCCAAUGACCGGAAAAUCAGCAUCAGUCUGGAGCAAAAGCACACCACCUGCUCCAGAUAACGGGACUUCAGCCUGGGGUGAGCCUAAUGAAAGCAGUCCUGGGUGGGGUGAAAUGGAUGAUGCUGGAGCAUCGACCACGGGCUGGGGAAACGCACCUGCCAGCGCUCCCAAUGCCAUGAAACCCAAUUCCAAAUCUAUGCAAGACGGCUGGGGGGAGAGUGACGGACCGGUCACAGGAACUCGCCAUCCUAGCUGGGAAGAGGAGGAUGAUGGAGGAGUCUGGAACACUGCCGGCUCUCAGGGAAGCACUUCCUCCCACAACUCAGCCAGCUGGGGACAAGGAGGAAAGAAACAAAUGAAGUGCUCACUAAAAGGAGGAAAUAAUGAUUCAUGGAUGAAUCCUCUUGCCAAACAGUUUUCAAAUAUGGGAUUGCUGAGUCAAACAGAAGAUAACCCAAGCAGCAAAAUGGAUUUGUCUGUCGAUAAGAAAUUUGAUGUGGACAAGCGAACAAUGAAUCUCGGGGAUUUUAAUGAUAUCAUGAGGAAGGAUCGACCUGGGUUCCGUCCACCUAAUUCCAAAGACUUGGGAACCGCCGACAGUGGGCCUUACUUUGAGAAGCUGACUUUGCCUUUCUCCAAUCAAGAUGGGUGCCUUGGGGAUGAGGCUCCCUGCUCUCCCUUCUCCCCUUCUCCCAGCUACAAGCUGUCUCCCUCUGGUUCCACACUACCCAACGUCAGCCUUGGAGCAAUCGGCACAGGGCUCAACCCCCAAAACUUCGCUGCUAGACAAGGCGGCAAUCACGGUUUGUUUGGAAACAGCACAGCACAAUCGAGAGGCCUGCACACUCCAGUGCAGCCACUGAGUUCUUCUCCUGGUCUCCGGGCGCAAGUGCCUCCCCAGUUUAUCUCCCCCCAGGUUUCUGCCUCAAUGCUCAAGCAGUUCCCCAACAGUGGCCUGAAUCCAGGUCUCUUUAACGUGGGGCCUCAGUUGUCUCCUCAACAAAUCGCCAUGCUGAGCCAGCUCCCACAGAUUCCCCAGUUUCAGUUGGCAUGCCAGCUUCUCCUGCAGCAGCAGCAGCAGCAGCAGUUGCUACAGAACCAGAGAAAGAUUUCUCAAGCAGUGCGCCAACAGCAAGAACAGCAGCUGGCAAGGAUGGUGAGUGCUCUUCAGCAGCAGCAGCAGCAACAGCAACAGCAGCAGCAACGGCAGCCUAGCAUGAAGCAUUCGCCAUCUCAUCCUGUUGGACCUAAGCCACAUUUGGACAACAUGGUACCCAACACACUGAAUGUGGGGCUCCCAGAUCUUCAGAACAAAGGGCCAAUACCUGGAUAUGGUUCUGGCUUCAGCUCUGGCGGCAUGGACUAUGGCAUGGUUGGCGGCAAGGAAGCUGGGACUGAGUCUCGAUUCAAACAAUGGACAUCCAUGAUGGAAGGGCUGCCUUCUGUGGCCACACAAGAAGCCACCAUGCACAAAAAUGGCGCUAUAGUGGCCCCUAGUAAAACCCGAGGAGGGUCACCAUACAACCAGUUUGAUAUAAUCCCAGGUGACACGCUGGGUGGCCAUACGGGUCCUGCUGGUGAUAGCUGGUUACCUGCCAAAUCUCCACCAACUAAUAAAAUCGGAAGUAAAUCCAGCAAUGCCAGUUGGCCUCCAGAAUUCCAACCAGGAGUGCCAUGGAAAGGUAUCCAAAAUAUUGACCCUGAAUCUGACCCCUAUGUGACCCCAGGGAGUGUGCUGGGGGGUACAGCCACGUCUCCCAUUGUGGAUACUGACCACCAGCUGCUGCGGGAUAACACCACAGGGUCUAAUUCUUCCCUCAACACCUCGCUGCCUUCACCUGGUGCCUGGCCCUACAGUGCCUCUGACAACUCCUUUACCAACGUUCAUAGCACUUCAGCAAAGUUCCCUGAUUACAAAUCCACGUGGUCCCCAGAUCCCAUAGGACACAACCCCACUCAUCUCUCCAACAAGAUGUGGAAAAACCACAUCUCCUCCAGGAACACUACACCGCUGCCCCGACCACCUCCUGGCCUGACCAACCCCAAACCGGCAUCUCCCUGGAGCAGCACAGCACCCAGAUCAGUCAGGGGGUGGGGAACACAGGACUCUCGGAUUGCCUCGGCCUCUACCUGGAGUGAUGGUGGCUCUGUCCGUCCUAGUUACUGGCUGGUUCUUCACAAUCUCACUCCACAGAUUGAUGGGUCAACCUUGAGAACGAUCUGCAUGCAGCAUGGUCCACUGCUGACAUUCCAUCUGAAUCUAACCCAGGGCACUGCCCUGAUCCGGUACAGCACCAAACAGGAGGCAGCCAAGGCCCAGACUGCACUGCACAUGUGUGUGUUGGGAAACACUACCAUCCUGGCCGAGUUUGCCACUGAAGAUGAAGUCAGCCGCUUUCUGGCUCAAGCUCAGCCUCCUACACCUGCAGCAACCCCAAGCGCACCUGCCACAGGAUGGCAGUCUCUGGAGACCAGCCAGAACCAGGCAGACCCCGUUGGACCUGCGCUGAACCUUUUCGGUGGGUCCACCGGGCUCGGGCAGUGGAGCAGCAGCGCUGGUGGCAGCAGUGGGGCCGAUCUUGCUGGCACUUCCUUGUGGGGUCCCCCAAACUAUUCUUCUAGCUUGUGGGGAGUCUCAACGGUGGAAGAUCCCCACAGGAUGGGCAGCCCUGCUCCUUUACUACCUGGUGACCUUCUGGGAGGAGGGUCGGAUUCAAUCUGAACUUAGAACUUUCAACUCUGACCUCGUGACCUUUUUUGGAACAGCAGCAGCACUAACUUGACCUUUUCGUUUUUUUUUUCAACUUGCAAUAAAUACAUUUUUAAAAGGAAAAAAGAAAACGGAGAGAGAAAAAAGGUGGGUCAUUGACAGACUGUCUGAGCACAUAGUUGCCUCCCUUAAAACUUCAGUUUUUUCGUUUGGAAUAUGAAUCCAAAAAGAGAACAUAUCACUCUUGAAAUACUUGAAUCAUGAACGCCAACCUAGAAAGACAAUGUGAAGCAAGUACACAUACCAUUUAAAUUUAAACACAAAAAAUUAAAAAAAUUAGUUUCUAGUUUUUCACUUUUUUCAUGUUAUAUGGAAGUUGUUGCUAAGAAACAUAUAUACUGAAAAAAAUAGCUUUUUAACUUUGUUUGCACUGGGUGUGUUUCCGUCCUUAGGUCUACCAUGUUUGGGUGGGAGGGAAAUUCAAAAGAAUUGUUGGGGGAGGGGGGAGGGAAGACUUGACGGAGCCUCACUUUAAAAACAAAAACAAAAAAAAACUUAAAAAAAAAAGGAAAAUUUUUGUGAUUGGCUGGUUGAUAAAUACCAGUGUGUUCUGGCACAUGUAACUGCCCAGGCAUGCUUGUUCUGGUAUGUGUGUGCACGUGUGUUCAUGUGCAUUUGUGUGCAUCCUCCUCUAUGUCUCUGUGUGCCUGCGUCCUGCCCUCCUCAUCUCAGCCGACCCUGAUUUCUCUGAAAGCUGCAUUGCUGACAGUUCGCAGGCUGGCUGGCCGGCCAUCUGCUUUUCAUCUUUUACCUAUGAGAACACAGGAGCACAGGAAGCUGCUGCAACUCAAGCCUCUUCGGGCUGCAUUGAGACGAAGGGUGCUGUUCAGUGAGUAGAGCAGUCGCCGGGAUAUGAGGUUCCUCAGCUUUCUCUUGACCUAGUAGCAGAGCGGAGCACUGCCAAGGCCAGCAGUUGGGGCAGAGGUACCUCUUAGAGCACCUGCUGCUCACUUCUGUGCUGUGAAAUGAGCUGUAAGUCCCAAACAGGCCUUUUUAAAAGCUACUUUGAAUGGGAACAGAAAAUUCAGUAAUUUUUAAAUCAUGUGAUGCUUCAAAAGCAGAAAAACUGUGUUCCCACUUUUAUGUGAUCAGGUGUGAGGAUUUUUUAAAAAGGAAUCAGGUAAUGCAAACUGAAUAUUCUUAUUGUUUAUCAUUAUCAUUUGAGGAAAACAGCAAAUUGUGAGCAGCCUCCUGAAAGCAUCGCAGCUACUCCCUCUGCUCCUCUCUCGCUGAGCAUUACCUGUGCCAGGCCGUGGCGUGUUACAGCACCAGGCCAUCACUGACAGAAACGUUUACUUAACGAAUGUUCUUAAACCAGUGUGUACUUCAGGCUUCUCCCUUUGUUUCUCUGUGUUGUGUUUCCUGUGUAUGUGGUUUUGCUUAGGCAGAAAUAACUUAGCAAAGACUUAAGUAUUGCACCUUGUUUUGGUUUUGACCUCUUUUUUCUUCCUUGUAAUGUGGGGGGGGGGUUGUUUUGUUGUUGUUGUUGUUGUUGUUUGGUAUUUAAAGACUUUUUUUAAAAAGCAUCAAUGUAGUAGUUCUCUGGGCCGAACAGGAGGCAAUGUUUAAUCCAUAGUUAUCAACAACAUGUAUGUACUAUGUUGGAAUCAAAAUAUAUCAAACUGCUUAUUGUGACGAGAGUGAAAGCAAACCUGAAGGGGAAUCCUUACAUACAAAAUAGAUGGGGGGAGGGGGUGGGGAGAUGUGUGCGGGUAACAUGCUAGCACUUGUGUGGAUAUCCCAGUCUGCAAUGUACUGUUUGUUCAACAUGAAGUGCCGACAUUCUGUACCAGCAAUUACCUGCCCAUUCCAACCCCUGGUGGGAGCAGACCUCUGCUGUCCUCUGUGACUUGCUGCUAUUGAGGACAAGGGAGUUUUUCUUUCUUUAGCAUCUUCAGUGAAGGAUACAACAAUGCCUAAUGUAUUUGACUUUCAGCUUGUGUCUUUGUGUAGAUGGGUAUGGGGGGGUAUGGAUAGGAAAACGAAAAACAACAAAAAACAAACAAAACCAAAAUUGCAUGUAAGUGGCUUUGUGAGACAAUGAGUGGGAAAUUCUGUAGUCUUCUUGGCUUACCCCACUGAAUAUAACCCUGACUUCAGAAGAGGUUGACAGGCUUGGUUCCUGUGGGCACUUGUGCUUGCCAGUCUGGGAGCCCUUGGCAGGUGGGUGGGCAAAUGAGUUUGAAGUUCUGCUUUGUUCCUGCAACACCUUGUUCACAUGGACUCAGCCUUCCUCCUGCUCUCUGGUUUCCAUCACCACCAUCCCCCUCCCACCUCUGCCCUACAAAAUGUCUCCUUCCAGCCCUGCUGACUCUCAGUGUUUGAGCAGAGCUGUGUUGUGGGUGGAGAUGUCCAAGUGAAAGCAGCUUAUAUUCAGACAUCUGCAGACUGAAGGCUAAAUCUUAGUGUCUCCAGACUCCCAGGAGCCUACGGGGACUGUCCACUGCCGCUCUUGGUUCAUAGCCUUGCCUGCCCUCUCUUCCUCUUUCCCCUCCUCCUCUUUCUGCCUGUUGGGUCCUUGACCUGCACUAAGGCUUAGUUGAGUUCCUUACGAUACUACGGUGAAAGCCGGGUGCUAGAGCCCCUCUUGUUUACAAGACAUAAUGAGGGAUUUGAAAUACGUAAAAAUAACACGAGAAGCUAAAAUGUUCUUCCAUCAUAAGCUUAAAGGGAAAAAAAAACUAAAAAACUAAAAAAAAAGACCAAAAAGUGCAUAUAUAUAUAUAUAUAUAUACACAUACAUAUAUAUAUAUAUACACACACAUAUAUAUAUACACAUAUAAAUAUAUAUUUUAGAUGAAGACUAACUCUGGGAGCAUUUAACAGUGUUUUUGUUUUUAACAUUUAUUUUCCUGCUUUAAAAUUUGCAAGCAUUCUCAGGAAUUCUAGGGUAGGCAGCCAGUUUUUUGAAGAUGGUUUAUUUAAAUGUAUCUUAUCCUAGAUAGACAGCCGUUUCUUUCCCAUUAGUAAACUUUUACAAGUUCCUGAAACUUCAAAAAGUUUAAAUGAUUUUUACUUACAAAAAUGUAAAAAGAGAAGUCUCCAAAUGUUGUUAUCAUACAGGGGAGUCACACAUUUUAAGAUACAUAGAGAUAUUUUUUAAGAAUUUAGCAGCAACAAGUAAAUUCAUUAUCUUAACUGUGGGAGAAGGGUUAAGUUUUGUGAGCGCUGUCACGGCCUCCCUGAAUGGGGUAGUGUUUGGUGUACAUGAGUAGGAUUGCCAGUACACUAUAAGCUUCUGUGUAAGGCUGGGCUGACAUCUCCCGUCAUGUUUAUGUCCUCAGAUGCAACCCUUCUCCCUGUCUCUCUAGCCCCAUCAAAAAAGAAAGGAAUAAAGAAAGAAACAACAAUUUAAGGAAAAGAAUUGGCUCUAAACUGUUUAAGUAGUGUGGUUGUUGGAUUGCUGAGAAUCUAUGUAAAGAGUUAGGAAAUAUUUUAAACAAAUCUUAAAUAGAAGCAUUACUAAAGGAAAAUUACCUAUGGACUGUUCUGUUCAUGAAGACUGUCUGUUUCACCUCCAUCUGUUGCAGGAAGAGGAAACAGAAGAAUCUAAUAAGGAACAAGUGGUUUUGCUUUGUUUUAGCUCCCAGCUACUGUUGUGCUUGUUUUAAAUGCUGUUUUGAAGAUCUGCUGCUUACUGUCCCCAUCCUGGGUGGUGGAGAUGUGGAGUGUUUCCUUUCGAUUUUGGUCAUACCCAAUUCUCCUUUUGUAUUCCCUCCUGGGGCCAGAGGUCAUGGCCACAGCUUCUUUCAAACUUUAAGCUUCCCAGUGGGAAAGAAACUCCAGCUCCACAGGUAAAGUGAGUGGGUGGGGUGGCUACCUGCAUUCUCUGAAACCGCUUUCGUGCCUUCGCACAUACACCCAGACAUCCUGAGCAGGGGACAAGUGUGUAUGUGCACGUGGUCCAACCACUCCACAGUUAGUAAGAAGCUUGCUUAUAAAGGAAAUCGGAGUGGUUCUGGACAGGCCCCAAAGGCAGUGGGCUAAAUCAAAAUAAACAAAAAUUGAAGUUAAAUACCUUUUUCUUUUUCUUGUUUUUUUUUUCUUGUUUUCUUUUGUCUGAUAAUGUGGGAUGCCAAGUUCUUUCCUGUGUUGUGUGCCCUCCAUAGGUGCUGACUUUUCCGUGUGUAGAAAGGUGACAGUUACAGUGAUGGGGAAAGUAUUUUUGUGCUGGGCCAGUGGAAGAAGGCUCCUGCUUCUCAACUUCUGUUUUCCUUGUCUUCUCCCUGCCCCUCCCCUUCUUCCAUUUGUCACCUUUCUGGAUGCUUUUGUUAUUGAUUGGCAAUGACCCAAGAAGAGAGAAUGUGGUGAGAAAGCCCUUCCCUUCCCGUGGUAUUCUUUAGUAGGAACCCUGUCUACCAAGACAUUAGGCAACUUCAUUAUGCAUGGAAAAAUUCAGUGAGCAUACCCUUCCAGCACGUUCUGGCAUAUAUACAGAGGCUUGCUAGUCACCACUGUACAGAUUAGUUUGUGCUUGUAAGUGUGAGCUUUCUGUUUCAUACUAGGUGUUCCUUGUGGGCUUUUUAUUUGUUUUGUUUUGCUGUAAACAACUCCUAUUUUUGUUUUUCCAGACAGUUUCUCUAUAUAGCCCUGGCUGUCCUGGAUCUUGCUCUGUAGACCAGGCUGGCCUCUAACUCACAGAGAUCUACCAGCCAGCUCUUUUAAAUUCUUAAUUAGUGGUAAGUAGACAUAUAUAUAUAUAUCUAUAUAUAUACAUAUGUAUGUAUAUAUAUGUAUGUAUAUGUAUAUAUCUCAUGAGUAUCACAGACUGGUUUCUGUCUGCCAUAUGAGUAGCCAAAAGAAAAGCACAAGUGGGGCAAAGAGCUGUCUUCCAUCACUCGGGAGAACCUCUGCUGCUGAGACCCAGUGCCAUGACCCCGUAGAAGGGUUGAGAAACACACAGGUCUCUGAUAUGCUGUUUAAAAAAAAAAAGAAUAAUCCAUAUAGCAUCUCUUGGUCUCAGCCCUUAAUCCUUGAACUUAUUUCCCCUUUCCAACAUUCAUAGGAAUGAAUGUAUAGCAGUAUAGCAGUACUGGUCCACAAACAACAAAGAUUCCAAACUGUAUUCUACCCUGAGAGUCCCUGGUGAAACAUGACCUGUGUAUUGCCAUUCAGUUAGUAUCGCCAACAGGGGUAUCGCAAUGGCUUGUGUUCUAAGAAUUUUCCCACUUCUGUUGUGAAUGUAGCGUGUUCAAAAUUGAAUGUGAUGUGAAAGAGGAGAAAGAAAGGGAAAAGAAUUUCUGCAAAGAAUUUGGAAGGGUUCCAGUAGUGUACCUACCAGAAACUGGACAUUAACUUACUGCAAAGACUUCACUCCCUUCUUAUAGUUUGGUGCUGGGGAUGAAACCUAGGACUUUGCCAUGCUAGGCAAGCACGCUCUAUGCCUGAGCCACACAAUUUCUCCAGCCCUACACUAUCACUGUCAUCCUUUUCUUAGAAGGGGUAUGAUUUUUGUAGGGUUAACAGCCAGAUUCUAUUUCGCCGACCUCAGAUGCUGUGUACUUAUUCUCUCAUAAUCUGCCAUUUUGACUCUUAGUGUCUCUGUGCUGAGCAAAUGUGUCCACCAAGCCUGCUUUCCAACCCAGUGUCCAUAGGACAUCUUAGCAAGCCUGCUUCCAAUAGCCAUCUCUAAGACUGAGGCACAGUUGAGUCUUUGUGUAGAGAAAGUCCAGUUCUUCCCUAGCCUCUGAGUUAAAAUUUGGCAUAUUACUGCUUUGGAUUGGCUUUUUUUGUCCUAACUAUGAGGUCUUCAACUAGGAACAGAGACACAUUCUUAGCUGUGAGUUUGAUGUUUUGUUUUGUUUUCAAGAAACUUUAUUCUGCAGGUGUUUUUGCCAGGUUUUGUCACAGUUCAUGUCAGUGUAUUGACUACACUUCUUAAUGUCACUGCAAAGAGAAACCUUUUUCUUUGAUCAUGUCUGUCUUCUGUGAGUACAGCUAGGAUUACUCUAGCCUUUGUGCAAGUGACUGUCCAUCUUUAGAUUCCAAUGGCCAUGCAGAGCCCCUUUGUUCUUUAUCUACAAGGACAGGGCUACUGAAGACAUCAUCAGUCUUUAAGAAAUCAAGAAUGUCCCCCAAGUUUGUAUGCUCCCCAUAAUAAUGCCCUAUAGCUUACAGCCAGUGCCAAAGAUAUGCUUUGUCAACAGAGAUGGUUCCAUUCUCAAUCUUAAAUUUGAUAAAGGGGGUAGCCAUACCACAUUCUUUAGAUUUGAAAUUAUCAACUCCAAGGAUCUAAAAAUAUAGUAAUAGUGAAAACUGAUUAUCGGUCCUGGCUUGGUGUUACACACCUUUAGUCCCAGCACUUUAGAGGCAGAGGCAAGUGGAUUUCUGUGAGUUCUAAGCCAGCCUGGUCUACAUAGCAAGAGAGCCUCUGUCUCAUAAACCAAAACCUGAACAUCAAUCCUCGAUAAACUGCCGACAGUACCCCACCACCACCAGUCCACACUGCCAAAGGCGGACAAGAACAAGAACAAGAUACAAGAUGAUCAGAGAGGGGCACUAGUCACUGGAGUGCUAGGCUCUGCCAACUCAGCAUCCACUCUGUCCCUCACGUGUAUGGCCACCUGACUGAAUCCUGAGUAGUCGGGAAGUAUUUCCAUCAAUUAAAUGGUUUUUAAGAUAGUAGCAAAGUAGCUGGGCGUUGGUGGCGCACACCUUUAAUCCCAGCACUUGGGAGGCAGAGGCAGGCGGAUCUCUGUGAGUUCUAGAUCAGCCUGGUCUACAAGAGUUAGUUCCAGGCCUCCAAAGCCACAGAGAAACCCUGUCUCAAAAACAACAACAACAAAAAAUAAUAGCAAAGUGACAGAAACUGCUGAUGUUUGCCUCUUGGAGUUUAAAUAGCUCUUUCUGGUCAGGUGCGCAUGGAUUUGUUUUCAACAAGAAGGGGCACAUGCCAGGAAAAGGACCAGAGGCUCUGCAGAGCUGAGAAUUGUUCCUCAUGGUGACAGAUUCCCCUUUCCAUGGGAGGGGACAGGCCAGGUACACUUUUCAUAAGCAAGAAAUGUCCUGUUUUAAAUAAAAAAGAAAUAGCGUUUCCCUAGAGCGAUAUGUGCCUCUGCUUAGUUCUCACACUAUGAGUAGUCAGUGCUUUGGAAAUAAAUUUCCAAUUACAUUUGACCUGUUUCUAGCCAGUACCAGUAAAUUGGAAUGACUUCUUCAAAAAGGGAAACCCUUCCUUCCUGUAUUUCUCUCCCUUCUGACUUCCUGGACCCUCUUUCUGUUGGGUCAUUCCCCACUGAGGGGGGGGAGCUGUGAUGGGACUAAAGGCAGAUGGUGCAUCCUUACUUUAUGUGACUUACAGCAGGAAAAGGUGACAGAUGCUGAAAAUGAUGCCAAAAAUGGGGGAGGGGGGGCUUUAUGCAAAACAAACCCUUGGGAAUCUUUCAAGAGAUCACAUACCUUGUAAAGGUAGGAUGGUCACUCACCAAGUGAUAGGUUUUAGCUUGAAACUUCUUUUUGCCAUAAGUUUGGGAUUAUGUUACAAUAGUUGUGUUUAAAACACUACCCCCUUUAAAUCUUUUCCAAGGAAUCUCUUAAUUGUACUAUUUCUGAAUGUGCCUUUGUCAGUCCAGAGACCAACUGUGGUCUGUCAGAGUCUCCUGGCAGUCCCCAGAUAUCUGUUGGAUUUUCAUGAGCCCCCAUUUUGCAUAGUGUGGUUGUACUGAAGGGAUUCUGGGUCUCCGGCUGGGAGGUUAUGAGCAAAGCCCAGGUUAGUCCAAUGCAGGUCAUCUGUGUACAUCUGUAUUCUCUAGUUGCAUGUUUGAGUGAAUGUGUGUGUUUCUGUAAGCACUGGAGCAGUUGGGAUGUGGUGAUUUUGGUGACCUGUUCAUGCAUGUAGAGAAGGCAUUUCUGGCUUUUUGCUGCAGAAGGUGGAUUUUUCACCCUCUCUGCCUUAGGAUGCCGUGGUCUUCCCAAAUGCAAGUCACAGCAAUGUUGCUACUUAUGUGAACAGGGUAUUUAUUGCACGCAAAGAGAAAGGUUUUGAAAGAAUCAAGACCAGUGUUUAAAAAAGAAAAAAAAUCUCUAAAAUCAUAUUGUAGUUCUUGAGAACUGUUGUAGUUAAACCUAGAAAUCUAUAGCCUCUUUUGUUUCAUGUUUGUUUUCAACAACCCCACCUCUCCCACUCCCUAUCUUCCACCAUCCUCAGAGCUCCCCCACAGAGGAAAGCACUCUCCAAGGUUCCCUCCACUUCAUUCAGGAAGACAAAGGGAGGCUUCACUCACUCCUGGUUGCCUUGGGAUGUAUUCUUAUGCAAAUGUGAAUUUAACAAGAGGUUGUUGGGUUUGUUUUUGUGGGGUUUUUUGUUUUUUCAAACACAAAAAGGGUCCUUAUGUGGUUAUCCUUGCUCCAUUUUGUAAUCUGAGUUUGUAACUAUGCAUUUUCUGAAAAGGGGGAAGAGGGAAAAGAAGUCAGUUUGCAUUUUUAUGUUUUCCAGUUUCUGUGUCCAUGGUAUCCCCAUGUCUGAGAAGGGAAGAGGAGGGGACUCUCACCAGGUCAGCAUAGUGAGGGCAAAAGGGCCCUCCCAGACCCCGCCCUCUGGCAGGUCUAAUUGCGAAGCAAAUUCUGGGGGGAUCUGCCAUGUCUGUCCAUCAUUAUGGUGCAGGAUUCUUGAUACUGGCCAUGCAGUGUUAACCCAGGGCAGCCAUGGAAAGUUAAAGGCUCCAGUAUUCUCUGAACUCAGAACCCUUUCAAGCUCAGGAAACCAUGCCACACUCUGCUGACCUGAGAGUUCAUCCUUACAUCAUUUUGAAAACUCCUCUCUCACGUUUCUUUGUUGUCAAUCAUUGUAAAGGGAACCAUUCCUAAGAGCUGAGAAAGAGGGCUGUUGCCUGCUGCUGAUUGACAAGCAAAAAAAAAAAAAAAAAGGCUUUCCUUCCCUGUCUGCUAUCUCUGAUCCCUGCUUCCCUCACCUGUACUGAGCUGCUGUGCAGUGAGGUGUGGAGCACUGGAAGGCCUUUGUACUUCCCCCACAAUUCCUUUGUCGAGUGGGACUGUGGUAAAUCAUGGCACCUGCAUUACCCUGGUCUAGGCAUUAUUACAGCACACAGUAUGAGAAGUGAGAGGCGUUCAGCCUGUAUCCAGUGUUUCCACACAGCAGUCUCUGUUAUGUUCACAGUACUGUAAUGGGUGACAGACUUGAUCACAGUCUUUUUGUGUCUGUGCGAGGUUGCACAGGCAUGAUCUUAUCAGGGUUCCAAAUCUGCUCAAUUGCCUUUAAACAAAGCAAAACAACAAGAAAAUCCUGAUGUUUCAAGUGUCUGAUGCAAAACGAUACCUCAAGGUACAUUUGCCCUGCAAUGUAAACCCUUCACUCCUCCUUUCUUAACAUCAGUGAGCUAUUCUUUUUUUGUUUUGUUUUUCAAGGUAGGGUUUCUCUGUGGCUUUGGAGGUUGUCCUGGAACUAGCUCUUGUAGACCAGGCUGGUCUCGAACUCACAGAGAUCCGCCUGCCUCUGCCUCCCAAGUGCUGGGAUUAAAGGCAUGCGCCACCACCAACCGUCGAGCUAUUCUUUAUAAAAUAAGGAUGUGUAAAUAACCGGAUAAGUCUUUGAAACAUUUUCUUUGCUGUGAAAAUAACCCUAAAAUAUGAUACUUGCAUUUUAAGCCGUCAGAAGUUUCAGAUCUGAAUUAUUUGCAUGUUAAAGAAGAAAAAGCAAGAUAGGUCAGUGGGGGUAGCUUUGGGUUUAUGGGAUGGCUGCUUUCUCCCAGUGUUCCUCCUCCCCACAGCACAGGACAGCAGACCACUGGCUAUACAUGCCCUAACUAGGUGCCAUCUAUUCUAGCACCAAGGUCCCAGGGUAGGGAGUGUCUGAAUUUCUCUCUUCCAUAUAUGUUCCAUCCCCUCCAGGAACUUCAGAAGGUUUUGUACCCAGCACUUGAGUUCUUUGCCCAUUUUUGUUCACAUGCCCACACUUCUUUCCCUUUAGUGUGGUUCUUAAGUUCCCCAGUGGAGCUCAGUCCCUGGUAUUGCAGUCUAUCCUGUGGCUUUUUCAGCAAUGCUCUGGAAGUACAUUUCUUACUUAGAAGGAAACUCAGCUAAAACCCUGUGCAUCCUCAGAGCUUCCUCCAUGCUGCUUAAAGCUGACAUUCUUAGAGGAAACACGUUGAUACAUGCUGCUUGUGAGGGCAUUGACAGCUGCUGCCCUCCUAGACUUGGGCUCCCUUGAGACAAGGUUAGAAGACUCCCUUUUUUAUCCCACUUUAACUCAAACCCUAUCUGUCAAGCUCUUUAAGUGCUCUCCCUGAUCUUGUUCACUGACGACUUCCUUUGAGGGAAGAAUCUUGAUGAAAGUGCAUGGGCAUCCCCUACCCAUCUUCUGACUGGCACUGUCCACUUGGAUUUUACUUCUGUAGUUUGUCUGGAGGCCCUUGCCUAUCAGUGUGCUUCCUCUCAUCGCUAGGGUUCCGCCUGCCCUUGUUUUCCUCUCUGAUGUUCCCAAAGGGCUUCGCUGAUGUCUGCACCUCUUUCCUGGGAUGUCCCCUUCCUCCACCCUUUGCACACACCAGUGACCAAAGUGUAUGCAGUGGUUUCAACACAAGACAUCAAAAUGGUGCAGGCACCUCUAGUGUGCUCACAGACAUGUGCACAAGAUUCUGCACCCUUGGCCUUAAUUUCAGCACGACUUAAGGUGCAGGAACAUUUUUAACAGGUUUAAAAAAAAAUCUCUUCUGGGAGGGAAAAUAAAGCAGAUCCAACUACUCAACCAUGCCCACUCCCCAACUCCCCACCAUCUGUUUACUUCUCAUUCUGCAUCCAGCCCUGUUCUGAGCAACCAAAACCAAUAACAAAAGCAACCUGAGGAGAGGUUUCUGGACUGUUUUAUCUUUCUCCCUUUCGAUGGAGAUACAAAUGCUGCUUUGGGUUCUGUAAUCCUAGGGGGCUAUGUUUACAUAGUGAAAUUCAUUCUACCAAAUCAGGAAACAGUGAGUGGGAGGCCCUUCAGCAAGCGGUCACUGAGGCUGAACCAGAGGUGAGAGGACCUGGGGAAGUGGUAGAGGAGGAGAGAGAUCCUAUUUAACUCAUUGUGACACCCUGUUCACUUCCUCCUCUCUGCUCUCAAUGGCCCUCUUUGCCCCUUUAAUCAAAAAGGUUCAGAGAAAGGCACCAGAAGGAAGCUGAAGUUUUAAGAGGCAGCUUUCCAACUUUGCACACAAACAGAAGGUACCGCAAAAAUCCUCUCAUCUGAAACACUCAGCAGAAACAACCUGUCAAAAGGACUAAAUCGCUGCAUAUGUUGAUGCUCUCUGCAAGUUACCUACAAGUGUUUUGUUUUCUUAUACUUGAAAUCGCUUUUACGAUAUUAUUUUGGUGACUUUCUUUUCUCUCUUCCGAUGGGCAGUAGAAAAUGCAGGUGAUAGUUUUACGGAUGUGAGGGGAGAAAAGGAUGUGGCAUUGUCUUUUUAACCUAGAGGUCCAGUCAGACUCCCAUAUGGCAAAGUUGCUCAUCUUACUGGUUUAACAUGGACACAGAAACUAGGCACUUUGGUGGUUCACUUGCACGGCAGGCCAGCCCCCUUUCUAUAUUUUAUUUUACUUUUUUAGUAUAGUGGUACUUAAAAUCACUGGUUCACUUAAAAAAAAUGUUAAACUCUACUAAUGUACAAAUAAGCUGAAAAGUUGCAUUUUAUGUGUAUUUUUUGCCAUAGCAGGUACUGUAUUUCUCAUGCUGGAUUUCAAAGUGUAUAUAUAUAUAUCUAUAUACAUAUGUAUGUGUGUGUGUAUAUAUAUAUAUAUAUAUAUAUCAAAAACAAACAAACUGAAGGGUGGUGUUUUACCGGGUUAUGACAGGUUGAGUAAUAAGGAAUAAAGUCGUAGUCAUUUCAUUAAAACUGAGAGAUGAUGUAACGCAUAUAGAAAAGUUUUCUGAAGGGUUUUUUUGGGGGGGCUUUUAAACAGCUUAUUUUGUUUUUGUUUAGUUUUUAUUUUAUUUUAUUUUGAAAAGAUAUGAUUGUAUUAUGUGCAACUCAGUUGCUUACAUUAUAACUACAAAAAUAUUUUUGAGUUCCUGGAAAAAAAAAGAAAAAAGACUAAUAAAUGUGUUUGGCUGCUAAGCA
Mesocricetus auratus (golden hamster) is the source of this 18443-nucleotide messenger RNA. It is a transcript of the gene Tnrc6b, whose product is annotated as trinucleotide repeat containing adaptor 6B. The record is from RefSeq and is a predicted model, not a curated record. Gene Ontology annotation, molecular function: nucleic acid binding. Lineage: Eukaryota; Metazoa; Chordata; Mammalia; Rodentia; Cricetidae. Gene Ontology annotation, cellular component: P-body; nucleoplasm. Gene Ontology annotation, biological process: positive regulation of nuclear-transcribed mRNA poly(A) tail shortening; miRNA-mediated post-transcriptional gene silencing. Bases 745 to 6342 code for a protein of 1865 amino acids. The transcript is spliced from 26 exons.